UUUAGGACGCAACGCAGAGACAUGAACAAGUACAAGCCUUUUUGUAUUGCCGUACUAGCUGGUGUACUCAGUACAUUAAUAUUAAAUUAUUUUAUAUCUUUUGAAAAAUUUUCCUUUAAAAAACCCUUCCUCGUCCCCAACAGGAAAACAUCCGAAAAUAAAGCAUUUGACAAAAAUAACAACUCUUUUGUAAUUUUAUGGUAUAGCAUUCCAAGAUGGCUGGAUUCGUUUGCAAAAGAUUUUAGAUUGUUAAAAUGUAAAGAUGUGAGAUCAACGUGUUCGUUGUCGACAGAUAAUUCUGACCUGAACAAAAGUAAUGUUGUGAUUUUCUCACAUUUUACUCUGCCGAAAUCUCCUCCAGUAAAACAUCGAUCACAGAUCUGGAUUUUCGAUACUCUGGAAAACAAACAAUUUACUCACUGGCCAAGUUCUGCCUGGAAAAAUAAAUUUGAGUGGAUGAUGUCGUAUCACAGAGAUGCUGACGUUUCAAGACCUUACGGGAAAAUCAUAGAAUUAGACAAAGGUACAUGUAUAGAUAGAAAUUAUUCUGCGGUUUUUCGACAGAAAACAAACUUUGGUGUUUGGAUGGCAGGUUAUUGUCCUACACCAUCUCAGCGAGAAAAGUACAUCAAAGAAUUACAAAAGUACGUAGCAAUCGAUACAUUCGGAGCAUGUGGAAAGAAAAGAUGUGGUGUGUACAGUCCCAGAAUGAAUGAGUGUUUGGAACGUUUCUCCAAGGAAUACAAAUUUCUUUUCUCAUUUGAGAACAGUAUUUGUAGGGAUUACUCCACGGAGAAAGUUUUUAACUUGUAUGCUUACAAUUUAAGUAUCAUUCCAGUUGUAAACGGUCCUCCUCAAGCAAGCGAAUAUUUACCAAAUGGCACCUUCAUAAACGCAUUAGAUUUUACUUCGCCAGAGUCACUGGCGAAUAAACUAAAAACAAUUGGAUCGGAUGAAACUUUAUAUACUCAAUAUCUUAAAGAAAAGGACAAAUAUACCUCGAAAAAUAUAUCCGAAAUUUUUCAAGAAACGAUGUGCACUGUUUGCAAAAACUUAAAACAAUUUGGAGAGCAGAAAAUAUCCAUUAACCCAAAUUUGAAGUCGGUGUACAAAGGAGGAUGUUAAAGCAUAUUGGAAUUAUAAAGACAUUAGGCAUCAAGUAUCCUCUCUAAUCAAUGUCCAAAUAAGAACCCUAGCCAUUCGUGCUUUGUUUAUCGACAAUAUCUUUGAUUGGAUGUGAACAACUCAUUUCUGUAUUUUAUCGAUCGAAAUAUCUCAAUUAAUUUAUGAAUUAUGCAUUCGUGAAGAAUGCAAUUAUCACAUAUGUUAUCCUAAUAUAUGCAUGCACAUAAAAUUUGAAAUAUGAUACUAAAUGAGCAAUGAGUAUAUAUUUGUCAAGCAAUAAAUAA
This is a messenger RNA of Magallana angulata, 1409 nucleotides long. RefSeq names its product glycoprotein 3-alpha-L-fucosyltransferase A-like. Gene Ontology annotation, molecular function: alpha-(1->3)-fucosyltransferase activity. The transcript has a single exon. Bases 22 to 1125 code for a protein of 367 amino acids. The record is from RefSeq and is a predicted model, not a curated record. Gene Ontology annotation, cellular component: membrane. Lineage: Eukaryota; Metazoa; Mollusca; Bivalvia; Ostreida; Ostreidae.